UCGCGAAACGUGCGGCAGACGGUGUUCGCGCGUCGAGCUAGCAAGUUCGGAUUACGCGGCAGCUCAGUUGACUGAUUUUUUUAAUAACCAUCGAUUAUCAUCGGCGAUUGUUAACGUGUCUUUAUCACUGAUUUAAUCGUCGAGUGAAGAAUAUAUAUUUUUUUUUGGGUUAACGGGGGUUUUUUCGGCGUGAUAAAUUGCUAUUUGUGAUUUUUUUUUUAGUUUAUUUUCCCUUUGUUUGGCGAUUGUUAGCAGUUGAGUGCAAUUUUUUUUUUGUUCUGGAGAUUGAAGUGUUGAUUUUGUUUGUGAAGUGAAGGAAAUAUGGAACGACUCAGGGGAAACGCCAAGAUGAUCCUGUGGAGCUGUUUCUUCGUUGCUGUUGCUGUUUCUGUUCAAGGAUACAAUGCUCCAACAGUGGAGGUAGAGCCCCGGGAAAAGGCAAUCGUAAAAGUUGGCGACCGACUGGCAGUGAUGUGCAGAAUCGGCGUGCCAUUGGCAGGAUGUAGGGUGGAGAUACCUGGGGUACCGUCCAUUAUUCUCAAACCGAACCAACCGUCCGACGACGGCAUCAGCUACGAUGGACUUGGGUAUGAGAGUGGACAGUGUGGUGUCACCAUUGACAAUGUCAAGGACAGUUUUCACGGGGAUUUCAAGUGCGCACUUCAACCUGUGGACAGCAGGAGUGAGACCAUUGGAACACUCAAGAUCAUCGUCGCCAAGCCACCGCCAAACAGGCCAGAGCUCAUCUUGAGUCAGGCACCUGGAGAGAGAUACAAGAAAGGAGACAGAAUUGAGAUGAGCUGUAGCGCCCUGGCUGGACGACCCAGUGCCACCGUCAGCCUCUUCCUCAACAAUGAGACACUCUCACGACACAAUUCCCGUUCCGGUUACAACACUAACGAAGAUUCGAUGUCCGUGGUUAAUGCAUCUCGUAUUCUCGAUUGGAGCGAUAAUGGAAAAUGGGUUCGUUGUGUCGCCGAACACAUUGCAUUGGAUGUGCCCAUGGAAGUUCAGAGGCAGCUGCAAGUUUUGUACCCACCCCAGGAACAACCAACAAUCGAACGUUUCGGUUACGUAAUCGGCCGUCCAGGAAUCAUAAACGCAACGGUUUACGCAAAUCCAAAGCCAAAUUUCGUCUGGAAAGUAGGUGAUGAGGAAAUUACUGAAGGAAGAACUGAUCAAAGCCAACGUCUGCAAACCACAACAGCAAGGGAAACGAGACCAGGACAGUGGUACGUAGAGUUGAAAAUCGACAGUGUCCAGAAGACCGACACCGAGAAAUUUUACGUACUGGAAGCACGAAAUCCCGAGGGUACAACAAAAUACCACUUCCGACUCUCCACAUCACCCGAACCCGAAGGUUUGGAUCUCGACGCGGGCUUCAUAAUUGGAAUCGUCGUUGGAAUUUUGGUGCUCCUUCUUCUCAUUUCCCUCAUUAUUUUUGCCCGCGCGACUGGUCGUUGGUGCUUCGCAGCGAGACGUCGCGGUGACGAGGAGGCUGCAGGUGGAGCGGGUGCAGGAAGUGAAGCUCACAUAACACCUGGUGAUGAUGAUGAUGACCACGAGGAUCCACACAUUAUCGAUGAAAAAAUACCCCACGGCCAGGAGAAUCCUAUCCACGCGAGCACCGAAUACGUUAACGGACGCAACGACAUUAAGGAUGUACAGAGGAAGGACGGGAAGACAGACACACCAGUGUAAAUGAUUAAAAAUAUAAAUUGAAAGAGUCCCUCAAGCCCCCUUACCCCUCACUGUCAUCGCACUCGCCACUGAACAAUUUUUAUUAAAUAACGGAGUGCACUGAAGAUCAAUCUCAUUUUUGUUUUUCAAUUGAGAUACGACUCCGGAGAUUAGAAAAUUACGAUAGAUUUAAUUAUGUCAUCGUGCACUGACUGAUUCGGUGAUGAAGGAUCAGGAGUGUAGGGUGAUCAGUAGGAUAAUGGAAGAAUGUACACUGGGAGGAUGAUAAUCGAGCAGUAGAUAGAUACUCGGUAUGGUCAGACAUGUUAAUCAGGAGUAACUGCAGUUUAAAGAGUAAUCGAAUACUUUUUUUUUUUAUUCACUUGCGAGGCUAAUGUGGCAACUGUUCUUAUUUGUAGAGUGGGAAAAUAUUCAAUUGAUGAAACCAGUGCUCAGGAAAUUCUGACGGAGUUCGUGUGGAAUUUUAUGUGGGUCGAGUCGAGGGGUUGUUCGGCUUUAAACAAAUUUUUUACGAGCAUUUUCCGAUUUUUCUUUAAUUAACAAGAUGUUCUCUAUUUUUUUGAAUAGUUUAAUCGCUUCACACACUCGAUAUUUUUUAUUUAAAAUACGAGAAAAUAUUUUGGAACAUUCGUGAAAUGGAAUUCUCAGUUCAAAAAGGAAAUGAGGGUGAGUUUCAUAGACACUGACUUUUAUACUAAGACAUACCUGUCUGAAUCAUCACGGACAGUUGCAUAAUUUUUUAUUGAAUUGACAAUGAAUAACAAAUGGAAUUUUUCAUUAGAAUAGUUCUGGAUAUCUUAUAAGAAUCGGAGUUCUGCUGAAAGAUUCCAUUUUUUAUUCGCUAAUUUCGGGGGACAUCCGUUGGGAAUUCCGUGGAAUUUCUUGAGAAAAACACCAGGUUUAUCUGCUGAAUUUUUUCACACAAAUAUACACGUGUUGGAUUUAUCAGAGCCAUCGCAUAUUUAUUACUAAUUUCCUAAUGAAUUUUCCUUGCCAAUGGCAUCUCCGAGCCUCCGUAUGAUCUAGUGCUACAUGCCUCAGAGAAUUUCAUUUUUAUUUUCAAGUACGAAAUUCUCAAACAUUCCUUCCAUUCGUUCUAUCUAGCACUUUCUUAUUUUCACUUUUGCCUUUAGGUUUUUUUUUCUUCACAUUAGAUUUUAAGGGUUUCGGGGCACCAGAUUUUGAUGAAAUUCCUUUGAAUCUCUUUAGUUUGAAACCUGCCUUAACUAAAUUACUCAAACACCUGACGAUUGUCAUGUUUUAUUUUUUAUUUCUUAGGAGUAGAUACCACUUAUUCUUCAACGUGUGUUUAAAUAGUUUAAUUAUUUAUUUUUCGUGAUGAGACAAGUAAUGGUUUUGUAGUAUCAUUUGUAAUACGUUUUAUACCGAAUUUUUGAUAGCCGAAUCACUUACGGACUGAUAAAUAUAUCAGAUCUCCUUUUUCUUCUAAAAAUUAUUGAAAACAAUUUUGUAUGUUCUUUGUAAUUGUAAUCGAGAACACUUGUCGACGAAAAUACAAUACAUUCCACAACGUAACGAAGUAGAGUUGAAUGUUUUUUUUUUUUUUUCAUUUUUAAUACAUUUACGUUCCCCCUCAGUCGUUUAUUCCAGAAUUUUCAUUGUGAUUGCUCUGUUAUAUUCGUUAUAACACAUGCACGCAAUCCCAACAAAUACGGAAGUCAUAAUUAGCAUAACACGUUCAUUCACCUAAUGAACACAAAUGAUGAUAAAUUACAGUUAUCGUUGGAAUAAUAAAGACUCAAUUGUAAUAAAUUUUAUCAGUGAAUUUUUAAAAACAAUUUUUCAAUGACAAUUCAUCACGAAUUUAUCAUAUUAAAAAAUUUUCACUUUAUUACUUCGACAAUAAUCAUCAUUUGUACUUUUGUAAACGUAUUUUUAAUUGUCAUCAACUCCAAGUCGAUUGAGAAAAGUUCAAAUUCUCGUUCCUCAUCAGCAAUAUUUUUUUGAAAAUAAAUUUCUUUAAUCAAUAGGUGAUUCAUAAAUGUCGGAAAUUUAAUGGAGGGAAUAUACACGUUAGAUCUCGGACAUGAGCUCCUUCUUUUAUGUAUUCAUCAAUUCUUAAUUAAAGAGAGUUCUUAAUUAACUCGUCCUGUCGAAUUCCCCAUUAACUGCGUGUUGUAUAUAUUAAAUAUAUAUAAAUAAAUAUAUUAUAAAUACUGUGGUAAGAUGGAUAAAAAUGAAAAAGAAAAUAACGAAAAAAAAAAUUGAAUAAAAAUAGUGAAUGAAUUAUGAUAAUUAUAAAUGUGUCGAAGGCACUUGGCUUGCAAUCUAUUACCGGCAUUCAUACCUUGCAUUCCAAUUGCCGAAGGACCUGUCGUUAUUCCAUAUUUAAACAGAGAAAAAAAAAAUAUUGAUUGAACAAAAAUACAACAGAGUACAGAUGUGAAAAUUACGACGAUUAUUUAAACUGUUGAAUUUAACUGAACAACUUGUCAACACCUUGAGAGUUUUAAAUGUUUCAUAUAUUAUAAAAAAAUAAAUAGAUAAAUCGUCGAUGAUUAUUUACCAUUGGGAGGAUAUUAAAGGGGAUAUGUCAUUUGGCAAUUUUUAAAAUGAAACGUUGUUUGCAAAUUAAUGUUUUGGUACAAAUCAGGACGAUGAGAAAUGAUGAUUAAAUAACUUGGAAAAAGAAAUAAAUUAACGGGUUACGAGGAUUUGCGAACAGUCACGUUACUAAAAAUGUUUAUGUCCAUAAUUGUAGAAUCACUAAACAAUUUUUCAAUGUUCCAAUAUCCGAAUUGAUGUUAAACUUCUUAACGAGAAAAAUAAAAUUGAGGGGACGAGCUGGAUUUUUAAAUGAAUGAACGAAAAUAGAAACAUAAUUCAUGAAUUACGUAGAUCUCUUGAUCAUAGUACAGGUCCAAUGAAACGAAAAAUUAAAAUUUUAAUUGUAACUUGAUACAACAGUUGAGAAUCACUGCCAAAGGCACCCAAGUGCAGGAAGGAGUUUACGAUAUUCCAACAUUUCAGCCCAAAAUGUUUACAUUCAGAUCUCACAUUUGUGUCGUGAAAAAUUAAUUUGAAAGGUUGAAAAAAAUAGAAAUUAUGAAAUGGAAAAAAACCGGGAAAAAACUGAGAUUUUGAGUUUGAAUAAUUAGAAAUAAAAAUAAAAUCAUUUGAAUGAGCCGACAUUGUGAAAUGCGAACAUUUUGGGGGUGAUAAUCAUUUAAAAUUCAUUGUGACUGUAAAACAUUCAGAAUUACUCAGCUUGUUGGAAUGGAUAUUAAAUAUAAAUAUAACUAAUAGAUAAGAUCGAAUUAAUCCUAAAUUGAAUUUUAAAAAUAUUUCAAAACAUGUUUAAUGUACAAAGAUUCAAUCACGGUACAUUAUCAAUAUUAAUACCACUUAUGAUUUACUGUAUUUUUUCAUUAAUUGAUAUUCAUUAUUUUCAUAAAUUAGUAAUUAGUUUUAACCACCGUAAUGGUAUUUUUUACUUAAAGUUUUUCGAUGGUCAUGCUUAAAUAACACCUGUUUAUUUGCCCAGAUUGUAUAAGUGACACGAAUUAUCCUUCAGUUAAUCGUUUUACGUAUGGGGAGUGACUCGCUUUAACUAACAGAAAACAUAAAUAAAUAAAUACCCGUUUUAUGAAAAAAGAAGAUAGUAGGAAACUCGUACUCGAUGAAUUAUCAAUAAUACGAUUAAAGAAACAAAAUGAAAGAUUAAGAUUGAAGAAAGCAUGAUCGUUGGCCAUACAAUGGAGUAUAUGAUAUAUAUUUAUGUUAAAGUAAGUCUAGAAAUACUGAAAUUUAAUUAUUAAUUGGUAACAGGGAAAAAUUGAAUGAUUCAAUAAUUGAAAAUUUCUGUUAAUUAGUAAUUCUCCGAUAUAUUUUUUCAUGAUUAUACGCAGAGAAAGAAUUCAGAUUAAAAUUUACUCGAAGAGCUCGACGUUUUGUUUUUAUUUUCAUGUGUAAUCACAAUAUUGAUUAAUUUCUGUCUAAAAUUUCUCAACAUUUGGCUGUAAUUGCCUGAUAAUUAGUCUCAAAAUAAUGUAUCAAAGGUUCUGACAUUAAUUUUUGGAAAACAAAAUUUUUCUUAAUUAACAGAUACGAAAGGCAAAUGAUACCGAAUCUCAUUAAAUUCAGAAUUAAUCAUGAAGCGAGAACAAAGUGAAGAACAUUAACGAGUAAUUAAAACAAA
Messenger RNA from Diachasmimorpha longicaudata, 5860 nucleotides. It is a transcript of the gene Fas3, whose product is annotated as fasciclin-3. Lineage: Eukaryota; Metazoa; Arthropoda; Insecta; Hymenoptera; Braconidae. The transcript has 8 exons. The coding region runs from base 322 to 1701 and encodes 459 amino acids. The record is from RefSeq and is a predicted model, not a curated record.